Xenopus tropicalis (tropical clawed frog) is the source of this 3688-nucleotide messenger RNA. It is a transcript of the gene znf839, whose product is annotated as zinc finger protein 839. Lineage: Eukaryota; Metazoa; Chordata; Amphibia; Anura; Pipidae. The record is from RefSeq and is marked validated.
CAAGUUCUCAGGAAGAGAUAGUCGCUGGAUUAGUUUGGGAGGUAUGGAAAGCAUGGCGGUUCAGCAGCAUUACUCUGUUGCGACAGAGUUGGAACCGGAUCCCGAGGAAGCGUGUGAAUAUGUGCAGGUUCAACUGGGCAGUGAAGUCGUAGCAGAGAAAUCCCUUCCUCAGGGAAUCCCACAUGAAGUUGUUAGCGGCAUGACGCAGGCCACAGAGGUGUACUAUUUGCAGGCCGACGGGAGUCUGGUGCAAGGAAGUGAGCUGCUCAAGGACGCUGGGCUGCACUGUUCUACAAACAUCAAUACAGGGAGCCCCACGUUAAAGGACGCGGCCCGCCAUCUUCAGGCUGCAGCCCAGCAUGUUGCUCUUGGGGAGCUAGACCUAAGCACUCUCCCACGGCAGGUCAAGUUGCUGAAAUCAAUUCAACUUGAAAUGGCAGAUGUUCAACAACCAAAGACUGCAGACCAAGCUGCCAACCAAGCUGCCAACCAGGAAACAGAGAUUCCUGUAAAUCUGCACAAGCAGAACUCAAAUUUGCUUGAUGGACGGAUUUUUCAGCUAAAGACACAGGCUGAGCAUGGAAAACCAAAGCAUGGGAUAGAUUCUGCUAUCAAAAUACUUGUUCAGCAGCCACACUUAUCAGAAAAACCUAAAGCUAAGGACGCUAAUAAGAAAACAAUAAAUCCUAUGAUGUUACUGAAUAGCCAGGAUUUUUCUCAGACAGUGGGUAAGAAAAAUGUGUCUUGCAACCCAGAAAAGCUAAAGAAAAAAAAUAAGAACAAAAAGACCUUAAAAGUAAAAACCCGCUCUGGCCGCAUUUCACGACCUCCUAUGCAUAAAGCAAAAGAUUACAAGUUUAUUAAAACCGGGACACUGGCACACAGCAGUCCUUCAGAUUCUGAUGAUUAUUCAGAACUCAGUGGAGAAGAUGAAGAUCGUAAAAUGGAGAAUGUAUCAAUUGCCCCCCAGAGUUUUACAGUAAAGCAUACACUGUUUCAGUGUGAAACAUGUGAAAAGUCUUACAUGGGAAAAGGAGGAUUAUUACGGCACUACAGACUUUAUCCUUCUCAUGGGCAGAUGCAGUCCUCAGAAAUAAAUGUUUCUACGCCAUCUGGGAAUGAAGUUGAAAAGAGGUCAUAUGACACUCAGAAAACAAAAGCUAGUCAUUUACCAAAGGGACCAUCAUGCCGAGGACGACAGCGAAGAGCAGGAAGAGGUGCAGCACGAUUUGGACGCCCCAAAAAAUCACUUAAUAGUCUAUCAUCAUAUUCUGAUAUACAGUUAAAAAAAGCUAAAAUGAAAGAGUUUCUCCAGCAAUAUGAAAAAGAAGAUAUAAAGGAGCUGGUUCUACCAUAUGUCACACAAUUUGUCAGUGUUUAUGAUUUUUUACUUUCAAAGGUUGAAGAUGAUCAUCCAGGCAAGUCCUCUUUCCCAUUCAUCUAUAAAGAAUUUGAGCAGUUGCACUCAAUGGUUGAACUUCUAGCUCAGGAGUAUCUUGCUAACAAACAUGAAUGUGCUGAAGGACCCCUUGAAAUUAAAAAUCACAAGGUGGCUGAAUCACUGGGCAUUAAAGGAGACAUAACUGGAAAAUAUCCUUCUAUUGAUUUGUCAACAUCUGAAAGUAAAAUGCAUUCCGAAACUAAACAAAAACACAAGACAGAGUCCUCAGAUGACGACAUGCUCCCCCCGUCGAAAGUUCCAAGAGUGGAAGAAGAUGUCAGUGAGCCCAUGGAUGAAAGUGGACUUGGUGAAAUGUUUUCCAGUGUAACUGAUGCAGGACAGGCAAAGGGUACGUGUUGCCACCCUGAUGGUACAGUCAUGCCUUGCACAGGAAAUGAAAAUGACAGAAUUUUAGGUAAUUCAUCGGAGGAAAUAUUUUGUACAACUACCCAAGCCAAAACUCAGGAUCUCGCCGGUGACUCUUACUGGACAAAACCGGUUUCGGCAGAUACUUCAGAGCCAAGCCAUAAAACUCAGGUAAACAGCCGUUUGCAGGAAAGCUCAAUUGAACAUGCCGUGGGCACACAUACUGAUGAUUUUGAAGAUCAUCUUUCAUCUAAGGACAAUGGAAACCGUCUGAUGGACUCUGAACUGUCUGAGUGCUUUCUCUCAACUGAAACACACAAAUCUAGUUUUGAUCAGGCCAUUUGUGAGCAGGAUAAUUCUGAGCUUUCAUUUCACAGCAGUGGGCAUGCUGACCCUGUCAACAAUCCAGUAGCUGCAGAUGCAAUAACAAGUGAAGAAACUGUUUGCUUAAAUGAGUCUGAAACGGUAAUAAUCGAGGCCUUCCAUGAUGAACCAACAGCUCAGCUUUUGCAGGCGAAUAUUAUAAAUGUCCAGGUAUCUUGCUUGGAUGGAAAAUCUGCUUCAGAAAAUGACUGUGCUGACCAGAGUGGUACAAGUUUAACAUGUGGUGCAGAUGGGAUUGUCUUGCCUGACCAGGCCAUUCUAUAUGAUACAGUAGAAGCUGACCUGUCUAACUGUGAAUAUCAGGCAGAGGGCAUCAUACUAACAAAUACAGGUACAACAGACAUGCAAAUUGAAACCACCGAUACAGUCUUACAGAUGGAGACAAACUGAUUUUUCCAUCUGAAGAUUUAUUUGAACAUUUACACUGAAAAUGUAUAAUUUAUUUGUAAAAUUGCCUAUAUCAGAGUUUUUUAUUUUUGUUUAUAAAAAGUUUAACCUUUUCUAAAUAACAAUUUGCACUAUAUGUUAUUGUUGAUAUACUUUGAUGUUGGCUUAGAUUUUUUGCACCCCUUAGUCUCCUGUAGAGGGCUUGGGAGGCUCUUCUGUGUCAGGGAUCAAACCUGUGGUUUGUUUAGAACCAUUGAAGCCAGCAGUUGCUAUGAUCAUGCUCUGUUACCCAGCCCAUCUCCCCUGCAUUUUAGGUCACCACAUUUUCAUUGUGUUUUAAUACCGUUAAUAAUUUUAAUCUCUGUAAGAAAGGUUUUGGGAUUGAUCUGCUUCCUGGAUGCAACACAUGACAUAAAGUAGUAACUUGCUGUCAUUAGACAAGCUGAUGGUGUGUUCCAUUAUAUGGUAUUCAUAGUGCUGUGUUUGUCUCAGUUGGAUAAUCUGACACAUCAGUUUGCAUCCAUUUUAUUUGGUGAAACUGAUUCACACACUAUAAUAAACCCAUGCAUAGAUUGCAGUUGUUAGUUUAUACUGGCAAUUUUUAUGUAAAUAAAGACUUUCGUGAGUAGAUUUCACAAAACUUAAAAGCUUUGGUCUGGAUUGUAAAGGUAUUCCAAAGGACAUCCAGUGAAUAACCUUUAAGUGUUCUUUUGCCUCUAUUGACAUUCUGUUCAUAAUUAUAAUUUUAAAAGAAUAAGUACAUUAGAACAACACUUUUUACACUGCAGUUUUUGGUAAUUCUGCUCUUGCAUAUAAAGUGCAGACACACCUGCUGUCCUUCGGAAUGCAAAUUGGUUUGGAGUUGUAUGUAUAUGCAGGUUGUUGGAAAGACUCACUAGUUGCAGGAACAUGUUUUGUGAAAUGCUUUUUGGCUAGCUUUAGUAGAAUCAAUAUUAUAUAUUUCUGAAUAUAUACUAAAUACCUGAUAUAAAAUAUAAACAAGCUGAAAGGCCGCUGUCUACUUUUACUUCUGUUAAGUACACCCUUUCCUACUCAUCUGUUCCUUCUUGCAAAAUGUUAUUUAACAUUAAAUAUUUUUCAUUUGUUUGA